CCAUCGUCCAUAUUGAACCAAAAUAACAUCAAAUCGGAACUGUGAGAGUGUUAAAUUUCUUAUGUUUACUAUUUCUUAAUCAUUUACCUACGGCAUUGAUUAUGAAAAAGUUUAUAAGACAGGAUUGAAGGCUUAACUCUAUCUGACAAUGUACCCACAUUCUGGGCCUCAGGCCAGCCAUCCUAAAAGGCGGAAGAAGAGACCAAUUCACGGCAUAAAGACAGUGGAUGUCACUCGCGGGAAGUCAGGGUAUGGAUUCACCAUCUCCGGACAACAUCCCUGUGUGUUAAGUGUGAUUGUUCCAGGAAGUCCCGCUGAUGUGGCAGGACUGAAGACUGGAGAUUACGUAGUGUCUGUGAAUAAUCAGAACGUUACUAAGUACCCGCAUGAUGACGUGGUAAGGAUGGUGGGGAUGUCCACCGGAACCCUCACCCUCCAAGUGGCGGAAAACUACAACAGUUCUGAGUCAUCGGACGACGAGUAUCACCACAGGAACAAAGCCAGGUAUCCUAACAGAGUCCGCCCACGCCACGCGUCCAAUCGUCAUGGAGAGAAAGUUCUGGCAGAGUGUAAUCAAAAGGACAAGCAUACGCACAAUGAAUACAAACACAAGGACCCUCAUUGGUCAAAAAGUGACUUGAAAUUUCAAUCAGGCCAAUCACGGAUGAGAUUACAUGAGCCAGUCGGAGCUGAAAAUGUUUAUUCCAGUUCAUCAAGUUCUAGUCUUAGCACACCAAAAUAUUCAGGUUCUGUUGAAAAGCAUGGAUUCAAGACCCAUGAUCCUCUUUCUUUACAGCUGCCCAGAACUAAGCAAGCAGUAGUGAAAAGCACCUCCCAGAGUGCUAAAUCUUCUCACCAUAAGAGCAGUCAACAUAACAAACACAUGAAAUCUCAGUCAAGUGGUGCUCUGCAUGGCUCAUUCAUAGCACCAGGGAUCUCAUCCUUCCUCAAAACCUCAGCUCAUCAAGCCAACUCUGCGAACAAUGCAUUUAUUGCAAUGGACGAUGAUGAGGAUGAUGGUGAUGAUGAGGAAAGUUUGCUGAAUUGUAGCUUCCAUGACAUGAGGGUGGUGGUCGGGUACGUUGGUUCCUUGGAGAUGCCCAGGGAUGCCAACAAACCACACAUCCGCCUGCAGACUAUUCGAAAUGCUGUCAGGAGGUUGAGGGUGGAACAAAAGAUCCAUACCCUGGUUUUGAUGGAAGUCUCGCAGGAAGGGGUCAAGCUGACUAAUGCCAUGGGAACCACUGUGGCCCAUUACCCUGUAGACAGAUUGUCCUUCAGUGGGGUCUCCCCUGAUGAUAAAAGGUUCUUUGGAAUCGUGACUCUUCAUAGUGUGAACGAUGAUGAGAUGAGUGAUGAGGAAACAGCUAGUCAAGAAGAUGAACCCGCAUCUAGUGGGUCAUGUCAUGUGUUCAUGGUGAACCCCGAGAUGAAAUCUCACAACAUUCAUGCUGAAAAAGCCAAGACUUUUGGAAUCACCUGCACCUCUGCUCCGGACCGCCAUCACCAGGAGAGGAGCCAUUGCUCAGAGUUUCCAAGAUCUGCCACACCUAUUAUUGUCUCUAUUACCAAUCUUUACAAGGACCGCCCAGGUGGCACCUCCAAUGAUAAUGAAGUGGCGUUAUCACAGGCCUUUGCAGAUCCUUCGAGGGCACCAAGAAGGAGUGCCAGCAACAGCAGCAAUAGUGAUAGUGGUCUUGGUUUCGGCAAGGACGACCCUGGUCAUGUAUAUGGAGCAGAGGCAGCAGCUGCCCCUCCCAGACCCCCAGAUAACCCAGCACCCACCCCUCCCCAGCCAGCAUGGCAGAAUCAGAGCUACCCCCUGAAAGAGGGGCCAGUCCAACAUUGUUCUCCAGGGGUGCAGACCAUGCCAACACCACUGCGUGACUCUCAACUGAUGCCAGCUCCCUCUAGUGUGUUCAGAAGAUUGAAUAGAUCUAACAGUAGUGAUGAUUGCUCCACUUUAAACAAGAGAAAGGAUAAAUUCAACAUCAGAGCCAUGCCAGAUCCAUUGAACACCUCAAGAUCUUAUUCUGGUCACUUGAAUCGAGGAAACAACUCUCAUCAUACCAAUGACAGUGAUCAUGAAUCCAACACUUCCAGAGACAGUGAAAUGUUUCGAUCUUUCUCCCAUUCAGAUCUACAGAGACCAGUGUCUGUUCCACCAAGAACAUCAGAAGAUAGUUUCACAACCCCAUUCAACAGCAGCAAAGUUGAGAAAGUCGAACUGAAUGACAAGAAACUGAGCCCCAGAGCUCAUCUUCCACCUUUCCACCUUCUGCGCUCUCCAUCAGCUCCACCUGUAGUGAACCAUCAUCCAGAGUCUGAUGCGGAUGACUUCGAUUUUCCUCAUAAUACCAGUGGAAUGGGAGGAUUGAUCGAGAGGUUUGAACAGGACCAUGCCCUGCGGAUAUCCUCUCCAGCUGAUGUGACCAGACGCUACUCUGAGGGAUACUCUCUGCUUGCAAAGAGAGAUAAAGACAGAACUCCAGAAGAUGGAGACAAAUGGCUAAAGCCAAACACAGUGCGACAUCGACGAGCAUCUCGGCUUCAGGCGCCCCUCAGUCACUCUCACGAGUCACUGAUCGCCUUGGAACAUGAUCACCAAGGUCAGCGAAUGUCGCUGGCAGGAAGCGUCAACAACAUCAACGCUCGGAACAGCGACGACGAUGAUGAAGACCAGAAGGAAGAAGAAAUCGGCAGGGUCGCAGGCUGGGCCGUAAAUUUUGAGAAACUGCUGAAGGACGGAUCGGGCCUAGUUGUGUUCACUGAGUUUUUAAAGAAAGAAUUCAGUCAGGAGAACAUUAUUUUCUGGAAGGCCGUUGAACAGUACAAGAAGAUAAUAGAAGCUGACAAACGCAAAGCUAAAGCCAAAGAAAUAUUUAUGAAGCAUGUGUCUGUUAAAGCGACAGAUCCAAUUAACAUUGAACAGAAUGCAAGGCAGCAAGUGGAGAAACAACUGGACAGCCCAAGCAUCAGUACUUUUGAAAGGCCACAGCAAGAGAUUUUUAAGCUGAUGAAACAAGACAGCUACCCACGAUUCAUCAAAUCAGAGCUGUACAAGGUGUACCUGAUGAGGGAGAUGGAGGGCAAGCCCUUACAGCUGCCCAAGUCAGAGGAGGAAGAGCAGACGGGCAAAGGAAAGAAAGACAAGAAGAAGUCGAAAGACAGGGAGGCAGAGGAGAAAGACAAGGAGAAGAGGCGCAGGUCACUGCUGCCCCUCCCCUGGAACAAAAAAACCAGUAAACAGAACCUCAAAGUAUCGUCAGAAACAGACCUGAAAAAACAGAGCAAGGAAAAGGAGAAGAUGUCAGUGUCCUCCUCUUCCAUUACAAAGGAAGUGAACAACAACACCACGUCACAGCGAAAGCCUGCUUCAGGUCCAGGUAUCGACCUGAGCACCAUGAGGAAAGAAGUCCAGGCUAACACCAAAGAGACAAAAGAUAAGGAUGGGACAGAGGAGAAAAACAUGAAGUUUUGUCGGGUCAUCCUCCCUGAUGGUUCCACCACAGUAGUCUGCACGAAACCGGGACAGAAUAUCCGCACUGUGCUCGGGCGACUCUGUGAGAAAAGAGGUCUCUCCAUAGCAGCAGUGGACGUCUUCUUACUUGGUUCAGACAAGCCUCUUGAUAUGGGGGAAGACAUUUCAUCUUUGGGGUCAAAAGAGGUGAUGAUAGAGAGGCGCGUCCUGUUUAGGAUGGAUCUACCUCACAGGAAGUCAAUAGGAGUGAAAGCCAAGCCUAAUCGUACAGUCCGCGAUGUGUUCAAACCAAUCCUCAAUAAAUAUGGCUUUAAACUGGAUAACAUUACUGUGCAAUUGUCGGGACAAACGGGGUACGUGGACAUUGACGAGCAGGUGUCCACCAUAGAUAAUCAGCGGGUUGUGAUCUCCACCAUUGAAAACUCUGGAUCUCAAGCUAGUACUAGUGAGGGCUCCACAUCUAGUCUCUCGCCAAUGGCCGUAAAAUAUCCCCCCGAUUUCCACAUCAACUCUCAGAGCAGCUCUAUCUCGCUCGAUGCAAUCACCAAUCGUAUCUUUGAGGAUUUAAUGAAAGGAAAAUCCAAGAUGGCUCAUAAUUUUGACGAACUUGGAAUUUUAGAUUUGGAAUCUCGGGAGAAGGAAGCCUUGAAAGGAACAGCAGAAGAUCGUCCAUCUUUGGGUUUGUUUGGUCUGCUGAGAAAAGACUCAGCGUACGGAAAACAGGUGUCGGAGCAAGCAAAGUCGAAGACCAAGCUCAAAGUUACAUUUAACCUACAGAAGAAUCAAACACGCAAGGCCUCAAAGGACCAAGAUGAAGAGAAAUUUCUGGAGCUGUUAUCUCGUGCUCAGAGUAGCCGCAUGGACGAUCAACGGGGACUAGGAACCUCAACAUCGGAGAUUCCAGAGUUUUUACGGAGCAAAAUGGAAUACCCAUCUGGACGAGAAAGUGCUCCUCCAAUUUUAAAACAGGACUCUUCAAAACGAGAAGGAGUGAUAGGAACACCUGAAAAUUAUGUGCAAAACGAUAACAAGUAUUUUGCUUCGUAUACUAGAGGUCAGGUAGCAACAAGGCCAUCAUCAGUUCCAGCAGAUUCUUUUCUGGAUCAUUCUUCAUCACGGGGAUUUGAUUCUGUCGAUGAAAGUCAGAUAUCUCACGAGGAUCAGAGCUUCAGUGCCGAUGGUGUUAUUCCUUCGUCUAGUGAAGCGGAAGUGUACUUCCAGACUACUGAUCCAGACAGUGCCGACUUUGACGAUCCUCGGCUUGCGGAGAAAGGAUUACGCGACCUUGGUUUUGACUACAGUUACAAUAUGUAUCAGGCCAAGGCCUGGGGCUACUCCCGUCAUCGACCGACAGGGCUUUCCUCUCCUAGACAUCAAAGCAAGGGUACUCCAAAUAAACCUCCAAUGGCCACAGUUGACAGGUUUUCCUUUGAUGAGACUUCCAUGAUGGACAGUAGUAAAGACAUGGACAAAACGUUAGUGGGAUCUCCCUUGGAAGGGAGACCUGCUUCCCUCCCUCCAGCUCUGGACCGGAACUCACCAAGGACGUCUUUUUCGCCAGUCAUGUCUUCGCGUCCAUUUGGAAUUUACAUGAGGAACUCUGUGGGUGAAAAUUCUGUUAGUCAUUCAACUCCAAAGACAGACCCCGCUACCUCCCGUUAUUCUAAUCACAAGUCAGCGUUCCGUGCCCCCGGGGGGACGGUGGAGUCACCAGUAGCAGCAGACAUGUCAGGUGAUCUCAACGAGUCUCAGAAAGCUAUGAUUAUAGACAUGGGAAGUUCGGAUGAAAAUGUCACUUUUGUGUAGAUGCUCUCAAUGAGAUUUAUUGCUUUUCAUUUCAGGUACUUACUUUUCUGAGUUAGUGCUACUUAUUUUUCAAUGUGCUGUUACUUAUGAAGUACUUUUUUACUGAUUUAUUUUUAAACAAUUUAACAGAGUAAAAAAUGUUAAUAUGAAUUUUAAGUGAAAUUUCUCUGUAUCUGAGAAACUUACCAUGUGUGAAAUUUGUGAUGAAAAAGAAGACAGGUUUAAAUAUCUGGAUGUAUAAAUGAAACAAGUCUGUGAAAGGUUUUAGACAACUGCCAUUUGUGUGUAUGUGUAUUAUGGUGCUACACUGUCAUUUUGUAACUACAUGUAUAUUUGUGUAAGUGUGUGUACAUAUUGGAGUCUGGCAGAGUCUGUACAUGUUUUGUGUUUUGUCUUCUUUUAAUAACUAACAGCAAAAAGACACAAAUAUUCAUUUAUAAAUGAAAAAAAAACUUUCAAAGUAUUAAAAUAUACUUUACUAAUAAAAUGUGUUGUUUUAA
Molecule: messenger RNA, 5787 nt
Organism: Magallana angulata
Lineage: Eukaryota; Metazoa; Mollusca; Bivalvia; Ostreida; Ostreidae
Product: regulator of G-protein signaling 12-like
Exons: 13
Coding region: 149-5287 (1712 amino acids)
Biological process (GO): signal transduction
Molecular function (GO): protein binding; GTPase activator activity
Source: RefSeq, a predicted model, not a curated record